Messenger RNA from Mugil cephalus (flathead mullet), 1915 nucleotides. It is a transcript of the gene creb3l3a, whose product is annotated as cAMP responsive element binding protein 3-like 3a. The coding region runs from base 150 to 1454 and encodes 434 amino acids. NCBI's taxonomy places the organism in Eukaryota, Metazoa, Chordata, Actinopteri, Mugiliformes, Mugilidae. Gene Ontology annotation, molecular function: RNA polymerase II cis-regulatory region sequence-specific DNA binding; DNA-binding transcription factor activity, RNA polymerase II-specific. The transcript is spliced from 10 exons. The record is from RefSeq and is a predicted model, not a curated record. Gene Ontology annotation, cellular component: nucleus. Gene Ontology annotation, biological process: regulation of transcription by RNA polymerase II.
UUUGGACCUGAGAAGAAGAGCUGAAAGAUACAGCAGUGAGCCUUUAGGAAGGGACACAAAGCUAUUCCACAACAAAGCAAAUCUGACAUUUUGACUGGAUUUAAGGCAUUUUGGGGGCGUCUUUGGUGUGCAGCCCAAGAACAAAAACAAUGGAGCAUUACCCGGAUCAGAUUUGUGAUGGCGUUGAGCUUCUCGACUGGUUGUUUGAUCAAAAUGAUGGAAUUCUCCUUCAUGUGGAAACCGGACACCAUGACAACCAUCACACUUGGCCAAUGCAGGACACAAAUCAGAUGCCGCAGCCGCCCGAACAGGCAGACAAUGACUUCCUCAAUGCCCUCCUGAGUGGAAGUGAUUCCGUGUCAGCCUCGCCACUGUGGUCCCCAUCUCCAAGUGACAGUGGGAUUAGUGAGGACCCUCCCUCUGACCAGAUGGACAGUCCUCAGCGCCCCGAGAGUCCCCCAGGGGACAUCCAGUGCUUUGAUGCAGGGCCACAAACCAAGGCAGCCCUGGAAGCGGGAGUCCCGACUGACCUCAAUGGCUGGAACCUCGGUAUGCCGACGGGCAAGACGAGGAUUGCACAAUAUCCCAGCGAUGAACAUAGACCACAGCUGUCCUCUGGCUUCCCGCUGACUGUCAAAGACCUGCUGCUAUCUGGCACGCCAGAACCACCCCCACAGCCAUCCCAAAAGUCCAUUCAAGAACUGAUUCUCAAUGAAGAUGAGAAGAAGCUCUUAGCAAAGGAGGGGGUCACUCUGCCCAGCCAGCUACCUCUGACAAAGUAUGAAGAAAGGAUUCUGAAGAAAAUACGGAGGAAGAUUCGCAAUAAGCAGUCUGCCCAGGAGAGCCGGAAGAAGAAGAAGGAGUAUAUUGAUGGUCUGGAGAGCAGGAUGGCUGCCUGCAAUGCACACAACCAAGAGCUGCAGAGAAAAGUGUCCCAGCUGGAGAAAUGCAACAUGUCGCUAAUUGAACAGCUGCGCAGGCUGCAGGCUCUAGUCAUGAAUACAUCUAACAAGCCAGCCCAAACUGGGACAUGUGUACUGGUGCUCCUGCUGUCCUUCUCCCUAAUCUUGUUCCCCAGUCUCAGGCCAUUUUCUGACAACAAGGUCAGCCAAGGAGACUUCAGUCCAGUCAGAAUCCAGUCACGGUCCCUGCAGAACUUACAGGCUUCACGUGUGCUGCAUGUCAUUGACUCCCCAUUCUCCACUGAGGAUGAAUCAGAGCCCCUGCACCGGCAUUUCCCAGGAGACGCAGCAGGACUGGAAGAUAUUACCGCACUGAUGGGGAAGCUGGGAGUAAACCAAGAACAGUCCAGUUUGGAGUCUCUGUCUCUUAACAGCAGUGAGGAAGAUAGAAUCGGUCAUUUCCAUGUAGACCCAAUUACUGGUCACAUAGCCGCUGUGACCUUGAAUCCCCAUCGCUCUGACAGGCUCCAACCACACGCCGAUGAUAUGUAAGAGAAAAGUAGAAGUUAGCCUCACAUGAAUAUCCCAAAUCGUCCUAAUGGUACAGCAGGGAAUUAUCAGGGGCCAUUGUUUACAAAGACAGGAAAUUAGCAUUUUAAUCAUUCCUGUUUUGCUUUUAAAUACACGUGCCAUCUGUAUGCCUUAUUUGUGAUAUUGUUUUAUAUCAAUAUAUGGAUUUGAAUCUUACAUUGAAAUUGCCUGACAGCGUGAUCCGUGUACGCCUUGCCAUCUGGCUUUGAUUAAAUGCCACUGUAAAUUAGUGUUUGACACUCUCUCAAAAAAAAAAAGUGAGUAAACGGAGCUGUAAUGGGGAGUACAAUUUUUAUCCAGAAGGAUAAUUUUUAAAAUGUUAAAACGGAUUUUGGAAGUGUGUUUUCUCUGAAGGAUUGAUUGCAACUGUUUUAGAUUCAUUUAUGGAUCAAAGUGCCUCAAAUAAAAAUGUCAAAACACGA